AUGGGUGUCGAGAGAAAGAUCAUUACCCGUGGUAACGGCUCUGAUUCGCCUGCUUCAGGUGAUAAGGUCUCUAUCCACUACACGGGCUGGCUCUACGAUGCUAAGAAAGCCAACAAGGGCUUCCAGGGCAAGCAAUUCGACAGCUCCAGAACCCCCGGCCGUGGCCCUUUCAACGUUCAAAUCGGUGUUGGACAGGUCAUCAAGGGUUGGGAUGAGGGCGUUAUGCAGAUGACUCUGGGCGAGAAGUCCACCCUCACCAUUUCCCCGGAUUAUGGCUACGGUGAUAAGUCCGCUGGCAAGAUUCCUGCAGGCUCCACUCUGCUCUUCGAGGUCGAGCUCCUCAAGAUCAACGACAAGAGCGCCUAG
Molecule: messenger RNA, 366 nt
Organism: Penicillium paradoxum
Lineage: Eukaryota; Fungi; Ascomycota; Eurotiomycetes; Eurotiales; Aspergillaceae
Product: FKBP-type peptidyl-prolyl cis-trans isomerase
Exons: 6
Coding region: 1-366 (121 amino acids)
Molecular function (GO): peptidyl-prolyl cis-trans isomerase activity
Source: RefSeq, a predicted model, not a curated record